AUGUCACUCAUUCACCGGGUCGGGAUGGUCAUCACCAUCGCGAUCGCCAUCAAGAGCGGGCGCAUACCAACCGCUCGAGCAAUGACGAUACCGGACCUUCACAUGCGGCAAGACGCAUCGGUCGCGGUCUCGGCAGCGGCAGCGGCAACAACUCCUGCCGGUAGCGCGGCGGUGGCAAGCGUAUCGGUCGAGCCUGCCGUGGCCUCGUCGGCUGUCGUAUCGUCUGUGGCGGCAGCCCCGGCCGCGUCCAGCGCGGUCCCCAGCAUCGCAGCUGCCUCCUCGGCGGUCACGCCCACCGCAACCUCCUCUUUAUCCGGCAGCGUCGCUGCGUCAUCUGCGUCGGGCAUGUCGUCCGGGUCCGCCGCUCUUUCUGUCUCGGGAUCCACCACCAUCUCCACAGCCUCCCUUCGGCCCCUCGCCACCACUCUCGCGGAAGAGCUCGAAUCGCCCCUCCCUAAACCCAACUAUGCGCCAGGCGGGAUGUCCUUCAUCCUCCCCGCCUUCGCCAUCAUCGCUCUGAUCUUCAUCAUCUGGCUCGUGGUCAAGACCAAAGAGUACAUUUGGAAGCUCAAAGAGGCGGAGGAGAAGGCCGACACCCAAAGUCCCGAUCCGGGCGCACUGUCGGGUCAUGUCCUGCCCAAGACUGGGGCCGCGCCGGCUCGGGCGACAACGGGGUUGGGUGGGAAGUGGAAGAAGAAGGGAUGGAAGGAGCUGGAGAGCGAGUCGGAGGACGAGAAGCCGUAUAGCCGGCAUGAAGGCAGGGAGCGGGACCCGUAUUCCCGAGUAGGGGAGUGGCAGGGAAGCCGCAAAUACCGCUCGAGGGAGAGAGGCGGGUCUCGGGAUGCAAGGCAUGGGGAGGGUCAUAGGGACGAGAGGGGGAGGUACGGUCGGCUCGACGUUCGUGACGAGGACUACGACCAUGAUCACGGGCGACCUCGGGAGCACCAUCACCGCGAGCGCCGCCCGAGCCGCCGAGAUCGGGAACGCGAGGUAGAAAGGUAUCGCGAACCCGCAACCCGCUCGCCGCACCCUGAGCGGGCACGCCCGACAUACGAGGCCGACCCCUCUCCUCCUCAUCGCAAACCCUCUGCCUCUGCUCCGACAGCGCCCCUCGCUCCAGCUCCGCCGCCACCGGCCCUCCCUCUCGAUAGGGGCGUAAGCAAGAAGGACAAGAAGGACCGCGCGGAAGAGUGGAUCAAGUCGGGCAAGGAGUACAACGAUACUCGACACCACAUGUCGGAGCGGCGCGAACUCGGUCGGGACCACGGGACCGGCGAUGCCAAGGGGAAAGGAAAAGUGCCGGACGCGUAUGAGGACGAGUACGCCGCGAGGUAUGCCGAGCAGCACAACUUCAGCUUGGCGCCUCCUGCGGCUGGUGAAGGGGGCAGGCUGCCGCCGUUGACGCAUCUGGCGGUGCAGAUGGGUCCGGCGGCCUACAAGGCGGCAGGAGCUGCUCCGGUGGAGGCGGCGAGGCCUGCGCCCGAAGCGAAUGCCCCACCCGCUCGGGAACCCCGGAGCCAGGCCAGUGCGGACAAGCACCAGGCAUCCACGGCUUCAUCCACCGCCAAACUCAUCCGAAGGGAGAGGAGCUCCCGCAAGCCCGCUCCGGCGUCCGCACCGAUCUCGGCCAAUCCCUCGGCCGAGUCCUCGUCCUCAGCACACGAGGACGUUCCCGCUUACAUGCGCGCCCGAGCCAUCUCACCCCCUCCUAUCCUCUCGGCCCCGCACCAUCCCACCCUCUUCUUUCACAAUGGGCCCUCCACGACCCAGCUCGUCCCUCUCGCGACAUACGACAGUGGGACGGACCUGGAGUCAAUGUACAGCGCCCGGCCGAGUCCUAUGCCGGAUACCGAGCCGUCCAGGAUGCCCGAUGUACCGAGUACAGCCGACAAGCUGGAGCAGACUCCUGCCGGACCUCCACGCACCGUCCGCAAUCCUCAAACAUCCGAUAGCUCCCGGCUAGUCGCGCGGACUCCGACGAGGACAAAGAGCCACGAUCCGUCCGUACCGCCCGAUAGUCCCAGUGCGGGCGGGAGUCGGACUGCGGCUCUUCGGACACCCGUCAGGCGGGGCACGGACGGCGGGAAGACCACCGGCCGUGCCACGCCCACUAUCCGGCUGAUCGAGUCCCGCGGUAGCUCAAUCAAGCGCGGCGGCGAGACGCCUGAUCUGAGCAAGACGUCCGGUCUUACCCCGAAGAAACACUCCAAGCGGCUCGCGCCUGCGCCCACGCCGUCUUCUACCCCGGAAUCGACCAGGCGGGUCAGGGCGCAAAGAAAGGAAUUGAAGGCGAGGGGCAAGGUGGAUGAGAUUCUGAGGGAUAGUUGGAGUGAGCGGGCGGUCGUGAACCCUGCUGGGCCGGUGGAGGAUGACGACGAUGAGGAGGAAGUGGAGGUGGAGGUUGAAGAGAGGGAGGUCGAGGUGGAGGAAAGGGCGAAACCGGCCGUCAAGGCCGUUCCGGUGCCCAGGGAUGAGGUGGAGCUGGCGCACGCUCGAUCGAGAGCUACUUCACCUACGCCAACUCCGGUCAAGCCUAUGUCGGCUCGGCCCAUCUCGCCCCCACCGGCCACAACGGCGUCCCCUUCGGCCGCCCGACCUCUCAGCCCGCGCAAGACCCACGUCUCGACCAUCCCUAAUGUGGACAGCGAGGAUAUCAACAAACUACAGGGAAUCGAGCAGAGGAUGGCAUUGAUGAAGCAGCUGGAGGAGAGGGUGAAGCGAUGA
Messenger RNA from Dioszegia hungarica, 2724 nucleotides. RefSeq lists its product as uncharacterized. The coding region runs from base 1 to 2724 and encodes 907 amino acids. The record is from RefSeq and is a predicted model, not a curated record. The transcript has a single exon. NCBI's taxonomy places the organism in Eukaryota, Fungi, Basidiomycota, Tremellomycetes, Tremellales, Bulleribasidiaceae.